Messenger RNA from Dinoponera quadriceps, 2552 nucleotides. Its product is annotated as paramyosin. Gene Ontology annotation, molecular function: microtubule binding. Lineage: Eukaryota; Metazoa; Arthropoda; Insecta; Hymenoptera; Formicidae. The coding region runs from base 1234 to 2493 and encodes 419 amino acids. Gene Ontology annotation, cellular component: ciliary basal body; cilium. The record is from RefSeq and is a predicted model, not a curated record. The transcript is spliced from 6 exons.
CUGAGCUUAGUUCCUAGUUUGUCAAGUUCCAUUGUUAUGCUCAAUGUUUGCCGAGACAUCGCCUACUGGAUGAACCGGCUUAUCGCAAGCUCCAAAUUCCCCCCUUUCUGCAAGGCAAUACGACAGAUGCAAGUCAAAUACGUUCGGUUCACACAAUUCCACAUAUCGUAUUAUUUUUAUAUAGGAAUGCAAAAAUUCAGGCUGCUUUCGCAGCGGUAUUUUGCGAUUAGUUUUUUGCAGAUAUAAAGACGGUUAUAUAUAUAUAUGUAUACAUAGCUUUUUUUCAGUAACACAUUUGUAAUUACGUUAGAUUACACGUACAUAUAUAUAUUAAGAUAUUAUAAGACAUUUCUGUAAUAUAAACUAAGAAUUAAAAAAGUUGUUGAUUAUUUAUCUAAUAAAAUGGUUUCAUUGCCAAAGAAUGUUACGAUCUUGAUAUUAUCGUGGCAUUAUCGUGGUAUUAUCGUGGCUGUGGAAACGAACAUUGUGAAUAUGUGCAGACCAACCGACUUGUAAAUUGUGUAAAGCAGAUAUAAACAUUAUCAGCGAGUGGAAAAUAGUAUAUCACUUCGAAGUAUACCCUGUAUAUACACACAUAUAUAUAUAUAUAUAUAUAUAUGCGAAUGCUUAUUGCGCUUAUUUGUUAUUUUUCGUUAUAUAAUUCUUCCUGCGUUAUCGAUAUUGUUCGUAAGCAUCAUCAUGUGUAAGAAUUGUGUUACUUCAAUCGAUAUUGUGUCAAUCAUUACGCUGACAUUUAUUUACGCACCUUAUAUUCGUGUACUUGUGUCUUUCACGCGCGGGAGAUACUUUCGGCGAUGAACGUUUAUGUUAUUUAUCGGUUCCCCAGGGGACAAAACCAGUUUGGAAGAGAUUGGCCAGCAAGAACGUCGUUCGUUAGUUUUCGCGUGGGAUAGUUUAACAAGGAGGAUGAAAUUGUUCGACAUUGUACAAUACGCGUAUAUGCGCAUAUCUGAUCGAGAUAUAUUUGAUCUGUUAUCUUCGCUAUGGAAACGAAGAUGGGCACGUAACAAGCCCGAAGUGACAUUGGCGUCAACAAUGCAGUAGUUUCUCCCGAAUUCUCAAGGUUUUUCGGCUCAAUCGCGUGAAAUUUUGCCCCGCCGUCUCUUAUGCAGUUCAAAACGAAGCUGUGGUGAAAGCAAGCAAAAUAAGGAGAGAUAACAAUUCGGCGUCCCGACGUACAGAGUCGACAACGAAGCGGACGAUAAUUUCAGAAUGCUCAAGAAGAAGAAGCGCGGGACCGAGAAAGUGCGGAAGAAAUGUUUAAACGAGAGGGAAACGAUAUCUUACGAACAGCAGAUCCAGGACUGCAACAGGCAGUUGUCACGGUUACGCAGUCGGAACGAGGAACUGGAGAACGAAGUGAAGGCCAUAGCAAAGAAAUUUGACCAGCUGAAGGAAGACCGAUCCGACGUCGUGGCACACUUGAAGCGCAACUUGGAGGAGAGGACAGAAGAGGCGCGAGAGUUGAACGAACGUCUGUCGGCUUUGGAAGAAUUGAGGAAACAGGAGCAAGAGGAAUUCAAAGAGAAGGAAAACGCGAUGAGGCUCGAGUAUCGCACCAUGGAAAAUACCUUAAGCGCCGAAGUAAAACUUGCCGCUGGCAAGCUGAACGCGUUGGAAGACUGGAGAUUAGCUCGCUUGGAUCUGAUGAAUAAAUUCGAAACGCAGGAAGAACGAAUCGCGAAACAAGAGGAAACGCACAAAACGGCACUCUACGAGAGUGAGAAAUCUGUUACCAUCACGAAGGCUAAGAUGCAAAAAGAGAUGGAGGAGCGGCUGAGGCAGCUCGCGCAGGAUUUCAAGAAAGCGACGGACAUCCGCGUAGCGGACAUGAUGCACAACGCGGUGAGGCGGAACAUCGCGCUGAAUCGCGAGCUGAACACGAUGAUAAGGACCUGCCAGGAGCUGGAGACGCAGAGCGCGGAAUGCCGGAGCAACGAUCGCAUGCUCCGAUUGCAGUGCGAACUGUUCGAGGCGGAGGCGAGGAUCGCGCUGGGCGACGCUAUGAGGCAGAAGCGCGCCAUGCACGAGCUCGCGCGCGAGCACAUAGACCUGUUCUUCGAGUACGGACAGCUACACCGAGAGAACGCACGCUUCAGUAAUUACCAGCGGCUGAUGAACGAGUACAAGGCGGUAUGCGCGACGUCGGAGAGGAAGGUGAAGGAUCUCGAGCUGCGUCUGCAGGAGGUGAAGGAGGCCCGGGAACACGUCCUGGCGGAGGUGCGGGAGAAAUGCGCGGAGUUCGACCGGCUGAACGUCACCCUGAACGAGGCGAAACAAUGCGUGCUGCAGGCGUUACAGCUGCAGAAACAGGACGUGUGUACGAGUGACGUAUGUACGAGUGACGUCUGCACCUCGUGUUGUGCCGACCAAAAACAAAAGAUUAUCCAUUCGCUGCAAGAUAUACUGGAAAAAAGCAGUAUUUCCGAUAUCGAAUACGAUGACUCGCAGGAGGACGUGGACGUAGAGUAACAACGGAACUUGAUCUUGUCAAGAUGCGUGAAGAGAGAGCCCCCCUCCCCGCCCCUUCC